Messenger RNA from Ochotona curzoniae (black-lipped pika), 650 nucleotides. Its product is annotated as histone H3.1. The transcript has a single exon. Gene Ontology annotation, cellular component: nucleosome. NCBI's taxonomy places the organism in Eukaryota, Metazoa, Chordata, Mammalia, Lagomorpha, Ochotonidae. The record is from RefSeq and is a predicted model, not a curated record. Gene Ontology annotation, molecular function: DNA binding; structural constituent of chromatin; protein heterodimerization activity. Bases 10 to 420 code for a protein of 136 amino acids.
UCUCCAGCAAUGGCUCGCACUAAGCAGACGGCUCGCAAGUCCACCGGCGGCAAGGCCCCGCGCAAGCAGCUGGCCACCAAGGCGGCCCGCAAGAGCGCGCCGGCCACGGGCGGCGUCAAGAAGCCGCACCGCUACCGGCCCGGCACGGUGGCGCUGCGCGAGAUCCGGCGCUACCAGAAGUCGACGGAGCUGCUGAUCCGCAAGCUGCCGUUCCAGCGGCUGGUGCGCGAGAUCGCGCAGGACUUCAAGACGGACCUCCGGUUCCAGAGCUCGGCGGUGAUGGCGCUGCAGGAGGCGUGCGAGGCGUACCUGGUGGGUCUGUUCGAGGACACGAACCUGUGCGCCAUCCACGCCAAGCGCGUGACCAUCAUGCCCAAGGACAUCCAGCUGGCGCGCCGCAUCCGCGGCGAGAGGGCUUGAGCCCCGCGACUUUGUCACCGCUUCCCCCAAAGGCUCUUUUCAGAGCCACUCAAAUGGUUUUCGGCAGAACUGUAAUGCUGGGGUUUCGGUUUUGCAUUUGUUAGUGCAGUUUGGUGUAGGGUAACCGGGAAGUUUUAAACUUAACCACUUCGGCUAUCCGAAAAAUUAGGUACAUGUGCUCAGCCGCGUGAUCAGUAGCCAAUUGUCUCAAGGGCAGCUUAGUAAGCUCU